Periophthalmus magnuspinnatus is the source of this 3257-nucleotide messenger RNA. It is a transcript of the gene kcnh6a, whose product is annotated as potassium voltage-gated channel, subfamily H (eag-related), member 6a. NCBI's taxonomy places the organism in Eukaryota, Metazoa, Chordata, Actinopteri, Gobiiformes, Gobiidae. Gene Ontology annotation, molecular function: inward rectifier potassium channel activity. The record is from RefSeq and is a predicted model, not a curated record. The transcript is spliced from 16 exons. Gene Ontology annotation, cellular component: membrane. The coding region runs from base 3 to 3257 and encodes 1084 amino acids. Gene Ontology annotation, biological process: membrane repolarization during action potential; regulation of ventricular cardiac muscle cell membrane repolarization; regulation of heart rate by cardiac conduction.
AAAUGCCUGUGCGCCGCGGUCAUGUGGCGCUCCAAAACACCUACCUGGACACCAUCAUCCGCAAGUUCGACGAGCAAAACCGAAAGUUCCUGAUCGCCAACGCUCAGAUGAAGAGCUGUGCCAUCAUCUUCUGUAACGAGGCGUUCUGCUCGCUGUUCGGCUUCACUCGUGCCGAGGUCCUCCAGCAGCCCUGCACCUGCCCCUUCCUGGUGGGACCCGGGACCAUGAAGAGCGCCCUCUCUCUGCUGGCUCAGGCACUGCGCGGGAGCGAGCAGCGUAAAGUGGAGCUGCUGUAUUACUCCAAAGAGGGCACGUGCAGGCCCUGUUUGGUGGACAUCAUCCCGGUGAAGAGUGAGGAGGGCGUGGUCAUCAUGUUCAUCCUGGACUUUCAGGAGCUGCUGGAUCCAAACCUGAAGAAGUGUGGCCUGAGGCAGAGAGUGGAGCAGAGCUGGCUGUACUGUCGCAGUCGGCGGUUGAAGAUGCGGUUCCCGGUGCUCAGGUCCAUGAGGAGGCCCAGUCUGUCCAAGGAGCAGUUUGAGGGCGUCGUGGUCGAUUACCUCACGCCCAACAGUGAGGAGGUGCCCCUGAAGGAGUUCCGUAUCCCAUCGAAGGAGAGCUGUGUUCAGUCUGAGACCGAAGCUUUGAUCGAACAGGACCAGCCCUCCUCCGCCCAGAGCUCCACCAAACGCCGUUCUCUGCUGCCCCCUCUGCCCCCUCUACCCGCCCUACCCGCCCUGCCCACUCUACCCGCCCUCCCCACCCUGCCCGUCCUGCCCGCCCUCCCUGACCGCCUGGAGCCGUCUCUGGGCCUGGCUCGUGGCUCUCUCUCCUGCUCGCGGGACUCUGUGCGCUCCCUCCGACGAGCCUCCUCCCUGGACGACAUCGACGGAAUGAGGGCGGAGUGGAGCGCGGAGGAUCGGAACACCAGCAACUUGAAGCCCAGCACUGUGAACUCGACCUCUGACUCAGACUUGAUGAGGCACCGCACUGUGGGCCGGAUUCCACAGGUGGCGCUGUCAUUCGGGUCGGACCGGCUCAGGCCUCCUUCCCCCACCGAGAUUGAGAUCAUAGCACCCAGCAAGAUCAAGGACCGCACCCAGAACGUCACCGAGAAGGUCACCCACGUCACCCAGGUCUUGUCUCUUGGUGCAGACGUCCUCCCCGAGUAUAAACUUCAGGCUCCUCGUAUCCACCGCUGGACCGUGCUCCACUACAGCCCCUUUAAGGCCGUGUGGGACUGGCUCAUCCUCCUCCUCGUCAUCUACACGGCGGUCUUCACUCCGUACUCGGCAGCGUUUCUCCUGAACGAGGUUGAAGAGCAGCGGAGGAGGGACUGUGGCUACACCUGUAACCCUCUGAACGUGGUGGAUUUGGUUGUAGACGUGAUGUUCAUCGUCGACAUCGUGAUAAACUUCAGGACGACAUAUGUGAAUCAGAAUGACGAGGUGGUGAGCGCCCCCUGGAGGAUUGCCACGCACUAUUUCAAAGGCUGGUUUCUGAUUGACAUCGUGGCUGCCAUCCCCUUUGACCUGCUCAUCUUCCAGUCAGGCUCCGAGGAGCCUCAGACGACCACUCUGAUUGGCCUGCUCAAGACUGCUCGGCUGCUGCGUCUCGUUCGUGUCGCAAGGAAACUGGACCGCUACUCGGAGUACGGCGCUGCGGUGCUGUUUCUGCUCAUGUGCACCUUCGCCCUCAUCGCUCACUGGCUUGCCUGCAUCUGGUACGCCAUCGGUAACAUGGAGCGCACCAGUUCGGCUCGGGUGGGGAGCUUGAGGAUCGGCUGGUUGGAUAACCUAGCGGAUCAGAUCGGGAAGCAGUACAACGACAGCGACGUGAGCUCGGGCCCCUCCAUCAAAGACAAGUACGUGACCGCGCUGUACUUCACCUUCAGCAGCCUGACCAGUGUGGGCUUUGGAAACGUGUCGCCCAACACCAACCCAGAGAAGAUCUUCUCCAUCUGCGUCAUGCUCAUCGGAUCGCUGAUGUACGCCAGUAUCUUCGGUAAUGUCUCUGCCAUUAUCCAGCGUUUGUAUUCGGGCACCGCGCGGUACCACACACAGAUGCUCCGCGUUAAAGAGUUCAUCCGGUUUCACCAGAUCCCAGGAGCCCUGAGGCAGAGGUUAGAGGAGUACUUCCAACACGCCUGGUCCUACACCAACGGCAUCGACAUGAAUGCGGUUCUGAAAGGCUUCCCUGAGUGCCUCCAGGCCGACAUCUGUCUGCACCUGAACAGGACUCUUCUACAGAACUGUCGCGCGUUCAAAGGAGCUAACAAAGGCUGUCUGCGCGCUCUGGCCAUGCGCUUCAAGACCACCCACGCGCCCCCUGGAGACACGCUGGUGCACUGCGGGGACAUCCUCACCGCACUCUACUUCAUCUCCAGAGGCUCCAUCGAGAUCCUGAGGGACGAUACCGUGGUCGCCAUUUUGGGUAAGAACGACAUCUUCGGCGAGGCGGUGAGCGUGUUCGGGCGCCCGGGUAAGUCCAGCGCAGAUGUCCGAGCUCUGACCUACUGCGAUCUCCAUAAGAUCCAACGCGACGAGCUGCUGGAGGUCCUGGACAUGUACCCCGACUUCGCCCAACUGUUCUGGACAAACCUGGAGAUCACCUUCGACCUCCGAGAUGCAGACGGUGUGGACCUCCCCUCGGCCCCCGCCUCAGAGUGUGACUUCACCAGACACAAACACCACCGGAGAUCUCUGCGCCGAAGGAACCGCCCAGCCCCUCCCCUCUCUGUCCCUGGUCUCUAUGGUUACUGGCCUGAGCGGAGACCCUCUCAGUUCUCAGAUUGCCCCCGGCGUCUCAGCAUAGCUCGGACUAGACUGUACCCAGGUCAGGACCGGUCCAGUGAGCUUGAGUCUCGCCUGGAGCUGCUGCAGUCACAGCUCAACAGGUUGGAGAGUCGAAUGACCGCAGACAUCACCGUGAUCCUCCAGCUGCUGCAGAGACAGAUGGUUCCUCCGGCGUACAGUGCUGUGACUCCACCCCUUCACGCCGUGACUCCGCCUCGUCCCACCCCCCUGUAUGGCUCUGGAGCGCCCCCUGUGCUCACAACAGCCACUUUGCAGUCGGGGAAUGUGCAGAGCCCAGACUCAGAUCUGCAACGCAAACCCAGGGACUCUGAAGCCUGUUCGCCCUCCGGUGGCGAUACCGUGGCACUGCAGCCUCCACGUCGCCCCUCCCUCCCCUCCCUCACCUGCACAGAGCAACAGGACCUCCAGAAGCACUUGUCUGACCCUGUCCUGCCGGGGAGCUAG